AUGUCCAAAAAACGAGGCUUAAGUGCUGAUGAAAAGAAAACUAGAAUGUUGGAAAUAUUUCAUCAAAGUAAAGAUUUCUUUCAGUUAAAGGAGCUGGAAAAAAUUGCUCCGAAAGAAAAAGGAAUUACAAUGCAAUCAGUGAAGGAGGUUAUUCAAGGACUAGUUGAUGAUCACUUAGUGGAUUCAGAAAAAAUAGGAACUUCCAUAUAUUUCUGGUCUUUUCCAAGCAAAACAAAAAAUAUAAAGAAAAGGAAAUUACAUGAUACACAAAAUGAGUUUGAAGAUGUAACAAAAAGGUUAAAAAAGGUUGAAGAAGCGAUUACAAUCGAAUCUGUUGGUCGGGAACCAAGUGAGGAGAGGAAUCAACUUUUAAAACUGUUAAGUGAAGUCACAAAACAAGAAAAUGAACUCAAGAUGGAAUUGCAAAAAUAUAGAGAUUCAGAUCCCGAAUAUAUUGCUCAAUUAAAAAAUGAAAUUGAAGACUUGAAAACAGCUGCAAACAGAUGGACUGAGAACAUAUAUAUAUUAAAAUCAUAUAUAAAAAAUACUUUUCAAAAGGAUAAUGAAACAAUCAAUCAAACAUUUAACAUACCUCCUGAUAUGGACUAUAUUGAAAACUAA
Messenger RNA from Vanessa tameamea, 621 nucleotides. RefSeq names its product meiotic nuclear division protein 1 homolog. Gene Ontology annotation, biological process: reciprocal meiotic recombination. The transcript is spliced from 5 exons. The record is from RefSeq and is a predicted model, not a curated record. The coding region runs from base 1 to 621 and encodes 206 amino acids. Lineage: Eukaryota; Metazoa; Arthropoda; Insecta; Lepidoptera; Nymphalidae. Gene Ontology annotation, molecular function: double-stranded DNA binding. Gene Ontology annotation, cellular component: nucleus.